UUCCUCAUCUUAUAAACCCACUCCAUAGGCUAACUUUAGCACAUGAAAUAUAUAUUGACCUUAUAUUGUUCACACUUGCCACGUUGGAUCAUAUCCUAUCAAUCAAAUGAAGAUAAGACCAUGUCACCCAACCAAAAAGACCAACCACUAGCCACCCAACCAACCCAAACCCCAUAAUAUUCACCCUCUCAUGCACAUUUUAAUCUUAACAACAUCCAUACAAACACACACUUAAAAAAAUGGGGACAAAUUCUUUGUUAAAAUCUCCAAAGCAAGAAGAACAACUUGUCCCGGAUUCUUUAAUUGCCGAGUUCUUCGAUAACGAUAACAACAACGACAAUCCUCCCGAGUUCAAGGGCAAUUUGGGUAUUAAAGAGGGAGAGAGUCAAGAAGGUGUUAUGAGAAACACAUAUGAUGAAUUUAGUUGGGAUCAUUUGAUACAAUGGGACGACAUCACAAAGAACGAGGAAGAUCAAGCUUCGAGAGUUUGCGAUCAAGACAAAACGGAGUAUCAAGAUGGUAAUUUUGUCAAUUUGAUUGGAAACAUAAAGAGAGAGAUUUUCGGGCUUUGGGAAGCAGACGAAGAAGAUGAAGAUGAAGAAGAAGAUGAGAAGAAAACGUGUUUGAACUUGAGCUUAAAUUACCAAGAGGUUAUCGAUGCAUGGUCUGACCGUGGUCCUUGUCGGGCCGAUGAUUUUACUCAUUCGAUAUUCGACAAUAGAUAUAUGGGAGAAGUGCCUGUGAUGGAAGAAGCCAAAACCAAAAGGGAAGCAAGUGUUCUCAAAUACAAAAAGAAACGUCAAAACAGACUCUACUCUAGAAAGAUAAGAUAUCAAGUUCGAAAACUCAAUGCGGAUAAAAGACCAAGACUCAAGGGAAGAUUUGUGAAAAGGGAAUAAUCAUGAGAAGAUAUUAAAAAGGUGAUGGAAAAAUAUCUACAAGAAAAUAUCUUCAACAAAUUGGUUGAUAUUUUUCACAUGGACAUGCUUUGUGAAUGUCACUAUCUCUUUGCUUGUAUAUAUACUAGUAAAACAUUUCAUUAUUUUAAAAGAAUAUUCUUUAACUCUCAA
Messenger RNA from Helianthus annuus (common sunflower), 1070 nucleotides. Its product is annotated as zinc finger protein CONSTANS-LIKE 8. The transcript is spliced from 3 exons. Lineage: Eukaryota; Viridiplantae; Streptophyta; Magnoliopsida; Asterales; Asteraceae. The coding region runs from base 240 to 899 and encodes 219 amino acids. Gene Ontology annotation, cellular component: nucleus. Gene Ontology annotation, molecular function: protein binding. The record is from RefSeq and is a predicted model, not a curated record. Gene Ontology annotation, biological process: regulation of DNA-templated transcription.